Messenger RNA from Penicillium soppii, 804 nucleotides. RefSeq names its product A4/G1 family peptidase. NCBI's taxonomy places the organism in Eukaryota, Fungi, Ascomycota, Eurotiomycetes, Eurotiales, Aspergillaceae. The record is from RefSeq and is a predicted model, not a curated record. The coding region runs from base 1 to 804 and encodes 267 amino acids. Gene Ontology annotation, molecular function: glutamic-type endopeptidase activity. Gene Ontology annotation, biological process: proteolysis. The transcript has a single exon.
AUGAAGUUCUCAACCACUAUCUUUGGUGCAGCAAUGCUCACAGCCUCUGCCAUUGCAGCUCCCCUGACUGCUCAACGUCAGGCACGCCGUGGCACUCGCAACGUCUCCCGCGCCAGCCACCCUCCUUACAAGCCAGGCACAUCCGAGGUUCUUCAUCUGAAUGAAACAUCCCAUGAGGAGUAUAGCUCCAACUGGGCUGGUGCUGUCCUCAUCGGAACUGGCUACACCGCGGUCACUGCGGAGUUCACGGUUCCCACUCCCAAGCUCCCCAGUGGUGCUUCAUCCAGCAAGCAGUACUGCGCCUCUGCGUGGGUUGGAAUAGACGGUGAUACUUGUAGCACCGCCAUUCUUCAGACGGGUAUCGACUUCUGCAUCCAAGGAAGCAGCGUCUCUUACGACGCCUGGUACGAGUGGUACCCCGACUAUGCUUACGACUUCUCUGGAAUUUCUAUCGCCGCUGGAAAUGUGAUCAAGGUCACUGUUGAUGCUACUUCCAAGACUGCUGGUACUGCCACCGUCGAGAAUGUGUCAACCGGCAAGUCUGUCACCCACACCUUCACCGGCGGCGUUGAUGGUGAUCUCUGCGAGUACAAUGCCGAAUGGAUUGUCGAGGACUUCGAAAGCAACAGCGCGUUGGUUCCCUUCGCCAACUUUGGAACUGUGACCUUUUCCAGUGCAGAGGCUACGACCGGCGGUACGACCGUCGGACCUUCUGGUGCUACUAUCCUGGAUAUCAAGCAGAGCAACAGCGUCUUGACUUCCUCUUCUGUCAGUAGCAAAAGUGUCACUGUUAAGUACGUCUAA